Megalops cyprinoides (Indo-Pacific tarpon) is the source of this 11029-nucleotide messenger RNA. Its product is annotated as laminin subunit alpha-3-like. Lineage: Eukaryota; Metazoa; Chordata; Actinopteri; Elopiformes; Megalopidae. Gene Ontology annotation, molecular function: signaling receptor binding. Gene Ontology annotation, biological process: regulation of embryonic development; regulation of cell adhesion; regulation of cell migration. The record is from RefSeq and is a predicted model, not a curated record. The transcript has 78 exons. Bases 281 to 10606 code for a protein of 3441 amino acids.
GAACCUCCCCAUAGCGACAAGCAGAAAGGUGGAAGAACCUGCCGGAGCGAACUUAUUUUUGCUUCAGAAAACCAUGCUAUCGAAACACCACUCGGAAGCGAACGCCGAGAACUCACUUAAACCGCUACACCCACGGACUUGAGCCUCACACUCCGGGCGGGUUAUUGUACUUUUCGGGAGUGAGUGCGUGUGUAUGUGUGCAUGGUGCGCUACUUACUAUGGGGAUCUAAUAUGCGCUGCGGGUUGGCUUCAGCACUGAUAAGGAUUCUCGAACUCGAACAUGGCGAGGGGCACGGAGGGAGUCCAUUCCACUACCCUGCUGGUGUCUGUAACGCUCGCUGUCCUUGGGGCUGUACGCGCACAGGUCCCCGGUAACGAAAUUACGGGGUUUAGUCUUAGCCCGCCGUACUUCAACCUGGCAGAAGGAGCUCGGAUAUCUGCAACGGCAACGUGCGGCGAGGAUGAAACGGAAAGACCUCGGUCAGACCUAUACUGCAAGCUUGUUGGCGGACCAACCACUGGGCUACCCAGUCAGACGAUACAGGGCCAGUUCUGUGACCAGUGCAACUCCAACGACCCGAACACAGCGCACCCGGCAAGCAACGCCAUCGACGGGACGGAGCGCUGGUGGCAGAGCCCUCCUCUUUCCCGAGGUCUGAACUACAAUGAGGUGAACAUCACUCUGGACCUGGGACAGCUGUUCCAUGUGGCUUAUAUCCUCAUUAAGUUCGCCAACUCGCCCCGUCCUGAUCUCUGGGUUCUGGAGCGAUCACUGGACUAUGGCAGAACCUACGUCCCCUGGCAGUACUUUGCACAUUUGAAACGGGACUGCAUAGAGGUGUUUGGUAAGCAGCCCAAUGCCCGCAUCGUCCAAGAUGACGAUCAGAUCUGCACAACGGAGUACUCUCGGAUCGUGCCCCUGGAGAACGGAGAGAUUGUGGUGUCGCUUGUCAACGGCCGUCCUGGGUCGAGGAACUUCACCUACUCGCCGGUGCUGAGAGACUUCACCAAGGCCACCAACAUCCGUCUGCGUUUCAUGAGAACCAACACACUCCUGGGACACCUCAUCUCAAAGGCCCAGCGUGACCCCACCGUCACCCGCAGGUAUUACUACAGCAUCAAGGACAUCAGUAUUGGGGGACGCUGUAUGUGUCAUGGUCACGCACAGGUGUGUGGAGCACGCAAUCCUUACAACCCAAACAGGCUGCAGUGUGACUGUCAGCACAACACCUGCGGUGAAUCGUGCGACCGCUGCUGCCCGGGGUUCAAUCAGAAGCCAUGGAGGGCGGCGACUACUGACAGUGCCAACGAAUGCCAACCUUGCCAGUGUCAUUCGCACGCCACCGACUGCUAUUACGACCCGGAGGUGGAGCGCCGAGGGGCAAGUCUCAACAUCUACGGCCAGUAUGACGGAGGAGGCGUUUGCAUCAACUGCCAGCACAACACUGCCGGGGUGAACUGUGAGCGCUGCGCCCCUGGAUUCUAUCGGCCCCACGGAGUCCGACCAGAGUCCCCCUACGCCUGCACGCCCUGCAGGUGUGAUCCCAGGACCACAGCCGGUUGUGAGGAUGGCUCGGGACGCUGCUUCUGCAGGCCCAAUUUCAGCGGGGACAACUGUGACCGCUGCGCAGACGGUUACUAUGGAUUUCCACAGUGCAUCGCGUAUCCUGCCCCCGUUACGUCGACAACCAAAUCCCCUGCAGGAGAUAUCAAGGACCCUGACACCUGCCCUGCGGGAUAUUUCGGACCACCCAACUGCCAGCCAUGCCAGUGUGGAGGCCCAGGGGUGGCGGACUGGGUGUGCGACGGCCGAACGGGGAACUGCAGGUGUCGCCCCGGGUUCCAGGGCAGAUUCUGUGACCGCUGCACCCCGGGAAACUUCAACUACCCCAACUGCCAAGGGUGUCCGUGCCACCCCGAGGGGACGCUCAGGGAGGUGUGCGACGCGUCGGGACGGUGCCUGUGCCGUCCGGAGGUGGAGGGGCCGCAGUGUGACCGCUGUCGCCCGGGAUACCACUCCUUCCCGAACUGUCAGGUCUGCCGAUGUGACGGAGUGGGCGUGGCCGACAGGGUCUGUGGCCCCGGAGGCGAGUGCAAGUGCCACAGCAACUACGCAGGACGCCAGUGUGAACGCUGUGCCACUGGUUACUAUGGCUACCCCAACUGUGCAGCCUGUCAAUGCUCUCGGGAGGGCUCCUACGAUGUGUCAUGUGACCCGGCCUCUGGGCAGUGUCAGUGUCGGCCCGGCGUUUCGGGACAGCGCUGUGACCAAUGCACCCAGGGGGGCCGAUUCCCCCAGUGCGGAGUGCCUGAAAGCCAGUGUAAUCCUGUGGGCACAGACCUGAGAAGAGUGGACCCAAAUUCAGGCUUCUGCCCUUGUCUGCCGGAUGUAGAAGGCCCCCUCUGUGACAGAUGCAAGCCUCUCUUUUGGAACCUGUCCCCUGAGAAUCCCAACGGCUGCACAGAGUGCCUUUGUGAUGGAAAAGGUACGCUUAGUGGAGUCGGGGAAUGCAAACAGGAGAAUGGUGAGUGCUACUGUAAGCCAAAUACCUGCGACCAUACCUGCAACACAUGUAAGGAGGGCUACUACCUGCUGCAGAAGAAGAACUAUUUUGGCUGCCAAGGCUGCCAGUGUGACGUGGGCGGGGCUGUGAGCCCAGGCUGUAGCGAACCAUCAGGACAGUGUCAGUGCCGCAAACAUGUGGAGGGGCGCACCUGCACCCAACCGGAGACGAACUUUUAUUUCCCUGACCUCCAUCAUAUGAAAUACGAGGUGGAGGAUGGCAUCACCCCUAACGGCAGGCCCGUACGCUUUGGGUACGACCCAAAGGAGUUUCCAGACUUUAGCUGGAGGGGCUACGCCACCAUGUCCCCUGCUCAGAGUGAAGUCAGAGUAACAGUGCAUGUGGACGAGAGAAAGCACUCUUUGUUCCGCGUGGUCCUGCGCUUCGCUAACCCCAGCGGCGAGACUGUGACCGGUCGCGUCACUGCCUCCCUAGUCCGGGGUGCCGAAGGGCCAGGGCAGAGUAAGGAGGUGGUGUUCCCACCCACUGCCACACCUGCCUUCCUCACCGUCCCGGGGAACGGGUUUGUGGAAGCAUUCCCUCUGGUUCCUGGGAAGUGGGCGAUUCACAUCCGGGCCGAGGGAGUGCUACUGGACUACCUCGUGUUGCUGCCCAGCAGUUACUACGAAGCUCCGAUUUUGCAAGAUAAGAUUACGGAGGCGUGCUCUUAUCUGAGCACAGCAGAAAACCACAGCAGAAACUGUCUGUUGUACAGGCACACGCCGAUGGACAGGUUUCCCUCCGCACUGGGGUCUCAGGGUGUGUACUCGUCACGCGGGAGGAGGAAGAGGCAGGUUCGCCUGCGGAGACCCACCGCCGAGCACCCCGAGAUGGCCUCCAUCAGCGGGAGACAGGCUCAGCUGCAGCUGACACUACGGGUGCCUGCACCGGGUCAGUACGCGCUGGUUCUGGAGUACGCCAGCGAGGUGGACACGGUCCAGAACGUCAACCUGCUCAUCAGCGGCCAGGCCGAGGCCCAAGCCAGAGUCAACAUCUACAGCUGCGCAUACAGCUUCCUUUGCCGUGGCGUAGCAGUGGACUGGAGCAGUCGCGUGGCUGAGUUUCAGCUGAACCACAAGACUGACCUCUUCCUGCAGACCUCCACUGCCUCCUUCCUCCUGCACAAGGUUUAUGCGGUGCCUAUUGAGGACUUCUGUAUGGAGUAUGUUGAUCCCAAGGUGUUUUGCGUCCAUCGGCGAUCCUCAGAGGACAGCCGGUCCUGCGUCCCGUCCCAGUACGAGCUGCCCUCCUUGGCGCUGCUUUUGGAGGCUGCCCGCGAGGGCCGCCUCUCCGUCCCCGCCCCCGGGAGGCGGAGCCGACAGGCCGCGCCCCAGUCCCUCAGCGCGCCCCCCCGGGAAGGGGUCCUGCUCAAAUCCCCCCAGACUGAGAUCAAUUUCCAUGCCCGGGCCCCGGCUGCGGGCAGGUACGUGUUCGUGGUCCACUUCCGCCAGCUGGAACACCUCUCCUUCCCUGUAGAAGUGCAGGUGGAUGGAGGGCGACCCUGGACAGGCUCCGUCAACGCCUACUUCUGCCCGCACGUCUCCGGGUGCCGGGAUGUGGUCGUCGCCGAGCGGCGCAUCGCCUUGGGUCUUCCCCGGCAACAGUUCACCAUCACACUCAGAAUUCCCCCCGGGAAAACCCUCACUCUGGAUUAUAUCUUGGUAGUUCCAGAUGAUAGCUAUCGCCCCGAGAUUCUCAAAGAAAAGCCACUGGACAAAUCCUCUGAUUUCAUCAGCCAGUGUGGGGGUAACAGCUUUUACAUAAACUCCAGCUCCUCCCAGUUCUGCAGAGACUCCGCCCGCUCCCUGGUGGCGUUCUUCAAUGAUGGAGCCCUGCCUUGCAACUGUGACAAGAUCGGGGCCACCGGCCCCACCUGCGCCCCCGUGGGGGGGCAGUGCCCCUGCAGACCCAAUGUCAUUGGCCGAAAGUGCACGCGUUGCGCCACCGGGUACUACGGCUUCCCCUACUGCAGACCCUGUGAGUGUGGGAAACGCCUCUGUGACGAGGUGACCGGCCAGUGCAUCUGCCCGCCCCAGACGGUCAAGCCGGCCUGUGACGUGUGCGAGAGCCAAACCUUCAGCUACCACCCCCUGCUGGGCUGCGAAGGGUGUGACUGCUCGCCCAACGGGGUCGUAAACCCGGCCGAGGGUGACUGCGAUCAGGACACUGGCCAGUGCUCGUGUAAGGACCGGGUCGGGGGGCGACAGUGUGACCGCUGUACCCCAGGUUAUUAUCGCUUCCCUAAGUGUGUGCCGUGUAACUGCAAACAGGGGGGUACGGUGCCUGAGGUGUGCCACCCUCAAACUGGAGUGUGUCUUUGCAAGAAAAACGUGGAAGGAGCCAAAUGUGACUCUUGUCGGGCGGGGUCAUUCCACUUCGACGCAGCCAAUCCCAAAGGAUGCACCAGCUGCUUCUGUUUCGGAGCCACAACUAAGUGCCGGAGUUCAGACAAACGCAGAGCAAAGUUUGUGGACAUGCAGAGCUGGCGCCUGGAGAAGAGCAAUCAGGAGGAGGUAUCCUCAGUUUACAAUCCAGCAAGCAACACUGUGGUGGCAGAUGUUCAGGAGCUACCUGCUGCUGUCCAAAACCUCCACUGGGUGGCGCCACCAUCUUACCUGGGGGACAGGGUGUCCUCGUAUGGCGGCUACCUGACCUACCAGGUGAAGUCGUUUGGCAUUCCCAGCGAGGGCAUGGCCCUCCUGGACAGAAGGCCGGACAUCCAGCUCAAAGGAGAGCAGAUGACCCUGGUCCACCAGGACCCCAUGGCACCCUCUCCGGACAGACUGUUUCACGGAAGAGUCCAGCUACUCGAGGGUAACUUCUGCCAUGGCGGCACCAACCGGCCCGUGUCCCGAGAGGAGCUGAUGAUGGUGCUGGCGGGCCUGGAGGACCUGCGAAUCCGGGGGCUCUAUUUCGCCCAGAGCCAGCGCCUGAGCCUGGGGGAGGUGGGCCUGGAGCAGGCCAGCCCCACGGGCAGCGGGGCGUCCGCCAGCACCGUGGAGGUGUGCGAGUGCCCGCCGGGGCACAGGGGGGACUCCUGCCAGAAAUGCGCUCCCGGUCACUACAGGGAGAGGAAAGGGCUGUACCUGGGCCACUGUGUCCCUUGCUCCUGUAAUGGCCUCUCCAAUGAGUGUGACGAAGCCACCGGGAGAUGUCUGAACUGCAAGCACAACACGGCCGGUGACCAAUGCGAGCGCUGCAAGGAGGGUUACUACGGCAAUGCCGCUGAGAGGACGUGCCAGGUCUGCCCAUGUCCGUUCAACGCGGAGUCCAACAGCUUUGCUACCAGCUGUAGGCAGGUUGCUGGAGGUUUUGAGUGUGUGUGCAAGCAAGGCUACACUGGACCCAGAUGUGGAAGGUGUGCUCCUGGUUAUUAUGGUGAUCCCAUGGCCUUCAAGGGUAGUUGUCUCCCAUGCAACUGCAAUGGUAACCCCGGGGGCUGUGACUCUAGGACUGGAGUGUGCAAGAACUCACUGGAGCCUAAAGACACCACAGAUGAGCAGUGUCAAGACUGUGAUAACUGCGUCCAGACCUUACUGAACGAUCUGGAGAGACUGGACGCCGAGCUGUCAAAGCUGAAGUCCCAGCUGGAGAACGUCAGCGCCAGCUCAGCAGCCAAGGACCGUCUGAAGAAGCUGGAGGACGCCAUCACCGCCACCAAGAAUCUUGUUAAGAAAUACAACACCACCGUCAGCAGUCAGAUACCGAAGGUCAAACAGCUGGAAGAGGAGGCCCUGGUUCUGAAUGAUGACAUAGGCGUACUCAAGAAAAAGGCUAACAAUAAUUCCGAAACUGCAAAGAAGGCCAUAGAGGAGGCGGACAAGACACACCAGAGAGCCAAAGACCUGAUGUCCGAGAUUGAGAGCCUAAUCAAGAAAAUAAACGACCUCCUGAAGCAGCUGUCCAACAUGACCAAUACCGGAGGCGUGGUGCCCAACGAGGAGCUGGAGAAGAUGCUGGCGGAUGCAGAACGCAUGCUGAAGGAGAUGACAGACCGCAGUUUCAGUGACCCGAAGAAGGCGGCCGAGACGGAGAGAGAGGAGGCGCGGAAACUGCUGGACUACAUUAAGAACAACGUGACACGGCAAUACGACAUCAAUAAGGAAACUGCCGACCGGCUUGCUGGCUUACUGAAACAGCAUGAGGACAAGCUGAAAGACCUGGAGGAGGCUCUGAAGGAGGCGGACGACACCGUAAAGAAAGCCAACCGCCAGAACGGACUCAACGGCCAGGCUCUGAAGGAAAUUCUGAAACGAAAGGAAGACCUGGAGAAGGAGCGCAAGAAAGUAGCCGACCAAAUCACAAUGGCGAAAGACCAGCUGAAGGACACAGCAGACCUCCUGCGUAUGCUGGAAGACAGCAAAAAGGAGUACGAGGAGCUGGCGGCACAGCUAGAUGGAGCCAAAACCGAUCUCAUCAAAAAGGUCAACAAUAUCUCCCUGGCUGCAUCAAAGGAGGACAUUGUGAACAAGGCAGAAGAACACGCUAGGACCCUGGAACGGCUGGCUAAUGAGUUGAAAGAGGCCGUGAGGAACGGCAGCGGCAGCGCCGAGGUGCGCUGCGCCGUGGACGCCAUCGACGCCUACAAGAACAUCACCGAGGCCAUCAAGGCGGCAGAGGAGGCGGCCAAAGAGGCCAAAGAGGCGGCAGACAAAGCUCUGAGGGAUGUACAGGGUCAGGAUCUGACCAAGAGAGCCAAGGACCUCAAAGACAAAGGCAGUGCACUUCUGGAUCAAGCCACAAACGCAGAAAAGGACCUGAAUGCUGCCACAGAUGAACUGGACGCUCAGAAGAAACGCUUAAACAAGGCAGAGAAGAAGAAGGAAGCCCUGAAGAAGGACCUCAAAGCCGCCAAAGAUGAGCUAGACAAGAUUAACCGAGACGAUAUUGGUGACAUCAUAGACAUGGCCAAGACUACGGCCGCCGGCGCUAAUGACACAGCCAACGAAGUAAUGGACCGGAUCAACACCAUCAAAGAUGAGGUGGACAAGAUCAAGGUUCUUCCUGUGGAUUCUAACCUUGACAGUCUGCUGAAUGAUGUUGAUAAUUCAGUGAAAAACCUCUCCAAUGCCAUCCCUUCACUCCUGGACAAAAUCAAAGACAUUGAUGAUCUGAGCUCUCAGAUACCCCCUAGCAACAAUGUGUCGGAGAACAUCAAGAGGAUCAAGGAGCUGAUAGAGCUGGCCCGGGAUGCUGCCAACAGGAUCACGGUGCCCAUGAAGUUUUUGGGUGACAGCUACGUGGAACUGCGCACCCCCUCUAACCUGGAUGACCUUAGGGCCUACACCUCCGUCUCCCUGUCCCUGCAGAGGCCCAACUCCCCGUCCUCCGACAGCGGAAGAGGCGAUGGGGCCCGUGCCCGCCGGCAGACCCCUGUCGAUGACGGCAAUUUGUUUGUGCUGUAUCUUGGCAGCACCGAUACCUCUAAAGACUACAUAGGAAUGGUCCUGAGAAACAACCAGCUCUUCUGCAUCUACAAGCUGAACGGAGUGGAGUACGAGGUCGAGACCGAUUUCAUCACCAAGUCCGAGUCAGAGCCGUCCUACUUCGACAAAGUGGACCUCAUGAGGAUUUACGAGGAUGUCAAAGUUAAUCUGACAAAGUUCUACACGUCGAACAAACCCUCCCCUACUGUGUCGUACACAAAUCGUGGAGAUCCAAUCCGGAACCUUCUCAGUCUGAAGCCAGAAGAAGUGGUCUUCUACGUGGGCGGAUACCCCGAUGACUUCACUCCUCCCAAAUUACUCAACUACCCAAAAUAUAAAGGCUGCAUUGAAAUGUCCACAUUCAAUGAGAGGUUCAUCAGCCUAUACAACUUCAAGAAGGUUGUUAACGUUGGUCAGACGCCAUGUAAGAGGUACGUCCCGUCAGAGCUGUUCCUGUACUUUGAGGGUAGCGGCUAUGCCAAGCUGCCAAUAGAAAGGAUCACAUCCACGCUCAUUUUUUCACAAAGUGUCUUCACGCAAUCAGAAAACGCAGUGCUUUUGUACAUCGGAAACGAGGACACCUACUACAUGGUCACUGUCGAAAGAGGGUAUGUCGUACUGCGGGGAAGACAAGGUGACAGAAUGCUGGAAACUGUGCGGAGUGCUACAAAGGAAUUCCCUCUGGAGAAAGAAGAGGAUAUUCUCAUUAUCCUGUCAAGCUCAAACAACCUUGUGAAUGUUCGCAUCAGAGGCAAGAAUAUAGUAUCUUUCCCCUACACCCCUGGACAGUUCAAAACCUAUUACCUUGGCGGUCUUCCACUAUCAUUGAGAGAAAGGCACAACAUUACCACUCCACCGCUGAAGGGAUGCGUGAAGAAUGUCAAGCUGGGCGGCAGUUACCCCACGUUCGAGGAGAAAGUGGGCAUCAGCCGAGGCUGUCCGACAAACUUCCUGGCCUCGCGCAAAGCUGAGUUCAGCCUCGGCAGUUCCCUGUCUACACCCUCAACAGACUUCAGUCUGACUGGCGACGUGUCCAUCUCCCUCGGCUUCAAGAGCACAGAGAAAAACAGCCUACUGCUGAAGAACAGCCAAGCGGGCAGUGGUAUUGAACUCUCCUUGCAAAAUGGCCUUCUGCUCGUCAAGUUCAAUGACAAAACAUGGAAGUCAACUAAGUCAUACGAAGAUGGUGAAUGGCACUAUUUGACAGUCACCAAAACAGGGCAAAGCCUUCAGCUGUGGAUCGACGAGGAGGAGGAGGGACGGCUGAAUGACCUCACACCUGUUAGCUCCGAUGGAGGAGACAUCAUCCUGGGCAAAGACACCUUCAAGGGCUGUCUCACUAACCUUUACAUGAGGAGGGCUCUGUACCAGCCAGAGGACCUCAGCAAGUUCACCUCCAGCGGCGACGUGCUGCUGGACGUGUGCAGCGCCGAGCGGCCGCCCCUGCUCAUGCUGGCCAAUCGCAACCGCACCGCCAGCGCCGGCUCCAUGACGAAGGAAGAGGCAAGGGAUGACCACACCUCUUCAUGCAGACUGCCCACCCCAGUCAAACACAGCUACCGUCUCGGAGGGUCCGCCAGCUACCUGAGCUACAGCAUUGCCCCGGACACUCUCAAGAACAGGCCCCACUUCUCUCUGGACGUGAGGACCACCUCGGCGGAUGGCCUCUUGCUCUACGCGGCCAGCAGCAGGGGCAGCUCUCACCUGGCCCUCUACAUGGCCAAGGGCAGGAUCAGACUGUCCAUCGGAGGCAAACGGCACAUCUUCAACAGGGAGAAGUACAGCGAUGGGAAGUGGCACACGGUCAUGUUCAGCUGGGAGAGGCGGAAAUUCCGCCUGGUGGUGGACGGUCUUCGCGCACAUGAUGGUCAACUGUCCCCCGAUGAGGCCAGAUCCUUUAGCCUGCAGUCACCUGUCUACCUGGGCGGUGUCCCAGCGUCCAUACACACGGAACAACAGUGGAAGGCGGUCCCCAGGCAAGGCGUGAUUGGAUGCAUUCGUAAUUUCAAGAUGAACGGCCAGCCCAUGACAGAGCCCACAGCCAAUCACGGGGCAGCGCCCUGUUUUGACGGACCCACAGAGGAAGGAGCCUAUUUCUCAGGAAACGGGGGAUACGCCGUCAUAGAGGAGUCCUUCGUAGUGGGCGUGAGCUUUGAGCUGGUGUUUGAGGUUCGCCCCAGAAACCUGACGGGGGUUCUUUUCCACAUCGGUGGCAGUCAUGGACAUCACCUGAGCCUGUUCCUGCGGAAGGGGGAGGUGGUGGUCCAGGUGAACAAUGGAGCAGGUGUAUUCAGCGUGUCUGUGGCUCCGCAGCAGACACUGUGUGACGGCAUGUUCCACCGAGUGGCAGUCAUCAAGCGGAACAAUGUCGUUCAGCUGGACGUUGACGCGGAGGAGCAGUACAAAGUGGGACCGUCCUCCGCCGUCUCCACCAGGACCAGGGAUCCUCUCUAUGUCGGAGGCAUUCCAGAAACCUCACAGCACACGCAACCGCCCGUCAGGACGUCUUUCGUCGGCUGCCUGCAGAACGUUCGGAUCAACGGAAACGUCGUCUCCUUCGAUAAAGUCGCUCGCGUGGUCGGACCCGUUAACCUUAGAGAGUGCCCCGCCAGCUGAGAGCACGCUGCUGUCAGGGAAGGACUCACCACUAAGUGCAAUCAAUCAUGCGGAUACGAGGAGUAUAUUGUAUCGAAACGAAUGGUUUCCCAAUUAACGAGCAUAUCUCUGUUUUAUCGACAUUUGCAAUGUAAAGAACUGUCAGGAAUUUCCAUUUAGACGUGUCUAUAUUUUUUUUGUAAUUUAUUUUAAGAUGAAUUGAUGUACUCCCCUCGUCCUUAUGUUGAACAUAUUGUAAUCUUGUAAUGUGUGCUAUUUUUUUUCCCACGGUCUCUUUUUAUUUGUGUCAGUUUUUAUCGCGCUCCAUAAAUGCAAUGAAUGGAUCACAGCCCUGUCACGUGAAGAUGUAUUGACUAGUUCGCGAUUCGUCGGGGCCUGCGGAGCAAAAUAACUAUGUGCACUUUGUUAAAUGCCAUUUAAAAG